This is a messenger RNA of Sciurus carolinensis (gray squirrel), 1465 nucleotides long. It is a transcript of the gene Nprl2, whose product is annotated as NPR2 like, GATOR1 complex subunit. Gene Ontology annotation, molecular function: GTPase activator activity. The transcript is spliced from 11 exons. The record is from RefSeq and is a predicted model, not a curated record. The coding region runs from base 184 to 1326 and encodes 380 amino acids. Gene Ontology annotation, cellular component: GATOR1 complex; vacuolar membrane. Gene Ontology annotation, biological process: negative regulation of TORC1 signaling; positive regulation of autophagy; cellular response to amino acid starvation. NCBI's taxonomy places the organism in Eukaryota, Metazoa, Chordata, Mammalia, Rodentia, Sciuridae.
CGCCUCUGAAUCUCGCUACGCAGACUCUAUUAAGCAGACGGCUUCGCUGGUGUGUGUGCGCGCGCGCAAGACUGGGUGACACGGUGGCCCAGGCCCCAGGACUGUUUCUGACAGGUGUUCUCACAAGUAGGGGCGCCUCCGCGCCAGCGACAAAGAGCCACGGACCCAGGACUCUCUAGCGCCAUGGGCAGCAGCUGCCGCAUCGAAUGCAUAUUCUUCAGCGAAUUCCACCCAACUCUGGGACCAAAGAUCACCUAUCAGGUCCCUGAGGACUUCAUCUCCAGGGAGCUAUUUGACACCGUCCAAGUAUACAUCAUCACCAAGCCAGAGCUACAAAACAAGCUCAUCACUGUCACAGCCAUGGAAAAGAAGCUGAUCGGCUGCCCUGUGUGCAUUGAACACAAGAAGUAUAGCCGUAAUGCCCUUCUCUUCAACCUGGGCUUCGUGUGUGAUGCCCAGGCCAAGACCUGUGCCCUGGAGCCCAUUGUUAAAAAGCUGGCUGGCUACCUGACCACACUGGAGCUAGAGAGCAGCUUCGUGUCCACAGAGGAGAGCAAGCAGAAGUUGGUUCCCAUAAUGACAAUCUUACUGGAGGAGCUGAACGCCUCUGGCCGGUGCACUCUACCCAUUGAUGAGUCCAACACCAUCCACUUGAAGAUGAUCGAGCAGCGGCCAGACCCUCCUGUGGCUCAAGAGUAUGAUGUACCUGUCUUUACCAAGGACAAGGAGGAUUUCUUCAACUCACAGUGGGACCUCACCACACAACAGAUCUUGCCCUACAUUGAUGGUUUCCGCCACGUCCAGAAGAUCUCUGCUGAGGCAGACGUGGAGCUCAACCUGGUGCGCAUCGCCAUACAGAACCUGCUGUACUAUGGUGUUGUGACACUGGUGUCCAUUCUCCAGUAUUCCAAUGUGUACUGCCCAACGCCCAAGGUCCAGGAUCUUGUAGAUGACAAGUCCCUACAGGAGGCAUGUCUAUCCUACGUGACCAAGCAAGGGCACAAAAGAGCCAGUCUCCGGGAUGUGUUCCAGUUGUACUGCAGCCUGAGCCCUGGCACUACUGUACGAGACCUCAUUGGUCGCCACCCCCAGCAGCUGCAGCAUGUUGAUGAACGGAAACUGAUCCAGUUUGGGCUUAUGAAGAAUCUCAUCCGACGACUACAGAAAUAUCCUGUGCGGGUGUCUCGAGAGGAGCGAAGCCACCCUGCCCGGCUUUACACAGGCUGUCACAGCUACGAUGAGAUCUGCUGCAAGACAGGCAUGAGUUACCAUGAGCUGGAUGAGCGUCUGGAAAAUGACCCCAACAUCAUCAUCUGCUGGAAGUAAAGCUUUCCUGAAUGGGCAUAUUACUGUGGCUACUCCCUUCUGCUAAACCCUGCCCAAUACAUGGGGGCUAGAUAAGUAGGCUAGUUCAUAUACUCUGGAGGUUGACCCUCAGUUCUGUAAAUAAAAUCAUUGACUUCAA